AUGUCCUACCCUCAAGACCGCCGGCGUCGUGCGCCAGCUGGAAUGGGCUUCAGUUCAACAGGCCGGCGCACCUUUAUGGGAUACUGGAUCCCAUUAGCUGUCACAGUUGGCAUCGCGACAAUUAGUGUCGCCGCUUGGAUUUGGAGCGAAAGACAAGAAAACGAGGACGACGAUGAAGCACGCGAUUACCCCGACGAUUUCAACCAACCCCCUCCUCCGCCUGGCUACGAAGGUGGCCCACCGCGCGCAGACUUUGCGAGAUCAACCGGUGCAGAUGCGCGACAGGAGGAUGGUAGUGUCAUUGCGCGUAUGCAGGGCGCAUUACGUCGAACACCUAGUCCACAACAGCUCUUUGAUGGCGCUAGCAGAAGGGUCGCGGCUGGAGUGGCUGCUGCAGGCGCUAUGGUGGGAGGCGCAUUGAGCUCUAUUACUGAAGAACGGGGUGAUUUUGAGGAUCAUUCGCGUUGGUCUGAAGAGGCGGAUUUGCGUGCUAGAGGUGGGGCGGAUGUUACUCCUCGAAGCGGUCCUUCUACUUCGACAAAGGGGAGGAAGACUGUGGCACUUGUUGUCUCUUCCGUUGCUCCCUCUGAUGAUCCAGAAGAUAUCACUUUGUCUGAACACGCGUCGAUUCUUUCUCAUCUCCCCUCUCACGUCGAUACGAAUGUCGCUCGCGUGAUAGUCCUCAUCUAUGCACCUAACCUGAAACAUACUAUUGGCCUGCAGACGUCGACCCGACCUACACCUUCUGUUGAUUCUUCAUUUUCCAAUAUCGCGCCCGAGGAAGCAGCCAACGCUCCUGGUACUUCUGGCAAUGACUUGACAAGUCUCGAACCGCGGAACACGACCGACGAACUCGAAUCCGCUGGCCGCCUUUUCAAGACUCUAUACACACAGGCGCAAGCGCUCGUGGACAAGAACACCAUGAUCAUGCCAUACAGCACGCCCAAUGGACACCUACACAUCCUGCGCCAUCUCUCGCCAGACAUUGUAUAUAUGCAGGAAUCAUUGGCUGGCCCAGAGGGUGAGAGUGUCAAGAAACUUGCCGACUGGGUUAGACACGUGGUGGUUGUUGUCGGCGAUGAAGGCGGUCGCGGUGGCUUGAUCGACAGUGAAGACGAGCACUCGGCACUUGGAGGAGAGCGCCGCGAAAAGUGGUGGCAGAAAGAAGGUGUUACCGGGAUUGGAAAGCACAUUGAUAUCGUUGACAGUCUCAAGGCUGGCGACGAUUGGAGACGACGAGUCUCGGGUCAUGACUAA
Talaromyces marneffei is the source of this 1257-nucleotide messenger RNA. RefSeq lists its product as uncharacterized. NCBI's taxonomy places the organism in Eukaryota, Fungi, Ascomycota, Eurotiomycetes, Eurotiales, Trichocomaceae. The transcript has 2 exons. The record is from RefSeq and is a predicted model, not a curated record. Bases 1 to 1257 code for a protein of 418 amino acids.